AUUUUUCUCUAAAAAUAUCUUUUUGAGAAAAUUGAGGAAAAGUUCUCAGUUGAAAAUCAUCUGGUGAACGAGACGGAUCUCUAAAAUCGAACUGAAAUUAACUGAAUAAAAAAUCGUGCCAAUCGUAGCGUAGAUAUUUGAGUGUAUAUUACUGUACAGUUUGACAACAUUCAAUUGAAUGCAAUUAAGAAAUCAAAAUAUGAAAUAUUGUUAAAACAAAAUAAACAUUUUCGUAUCUCUUCUUCGACUACUUACUAAUUUUCAUAUUGAAUGCGUUAAAAAUAGAUGACAAGUAUUUUACAGUAUAAACAAAUGUUCCUUUAUUUAAAAGGCGUGUAGAUGGAAUUCAUUUUAAACAAAAAGAAAGUGUGAUGUGGAAUUCCGAUUUCUCAUAGACGCAUGUGUUGUAUAUCUAUGCAAAAAAAAUAUAUAUAAAUUAGUCAUAUGGUUGUUACUUUAAAGCAUUUUUAAUUAAGUCUUUAGGACAACAAUAAAUUAAAUAAAUAAACUAAACGUAAUUAAGUGUUGGAAAAUUAAUAUCCUAAUAAAAACUAGUGCUGAUCGCUCUCUAUCACUGUGCUCUGUGCUCCUCCUAUCUUCUCUUUCUCUUUCUGAAGUAAUUAUUAAUUAUUGUUAUUAUUAAUGUACAAAAGAAACAACAUGCUGCGGGAAAAAAGGAAACAUGCUAAUUACAAGCCUAAUAGAAGGCUUGAUGCAAAAUCUAGUCGGGGAAUGAUCUAUGAGAAUGAAGAGCUAAGGAUUAGAACUAUAAAUAUUAAUGCAGAAGUUGAAAAAGGUCAAUCUGAAAUAAAAACCUUAAAGCGAGAGAGGGAGCAGUUGAGGAGAGAAAUAUGGACGUUGCGGGAUGAAUAUGAUAAAUUGGAAAAUUUGCUACGUAUCAAAGGCAUUGAUCCAGAUGAGUUUCUUAAUUCAAACCAAGAUCGGAAUGAAAAUGUGGAAGAAGAUAAUCAGUCUGAAUGUAGCGAAUGCUCAUGUGAAAGCUGCUGUGAUGAUGAUUGUUGUGAGAAUGAAAAAUCCGAGCCAGCAUCAACAGAGAAUAUGAAAAACAAUGAAAAUGUCGUUAAUACAGAACGUGGAGAAGGAGCAUCAUCAUCGAAGCUAUCGUCAGAUACUUCAAACGAUGAACAUGUAAACAUAAAUCCAAAACGCGGAGGGAAGGAACGACUAAAUCUGAAUUUUGAUCAUCUUUCUGUUGUUACCGAAGAGAGUUCUGAGGGAAAUUCGUUGACGCAAAAUGAAGACACUUCCAUUCCAAUUAAUGAUUUAUCAGCAUUUUUACACAAAGUAGAUGCAUUAAGUUCUUUAAGUUAUUUGCAAAAAUUAAGUCCUCCGCUUGCACAUUUUGAAAAUCUUCCUUAUGAUAAAAUUGGCGGAUCUGUUGAUACACAAGGAAAUGUUCUAGCUAUUUGUGAGGAACAUUCAAUACCAAAAGCUGUUACUAUUCGAGAAAUAUCCGAAGUUACAAUUCCUAACCCGAUUGUAGCGAAUCAAGGAAUUCCAGCACCAAAAAAGCAAUCUCGAUUAAAACACUUUUUCUCGCCUAUACGAAAAAAAGCACCUCCUCAAAUUAGUCAGCCUGAUGUUUUCAUUAGUAACGUGAUUCCCAAUAAUUUACCAAUUGUCCCUAUCGAGACUAUUCCAAACAAUACUAAUUAUAAAGCUGCUUCAAAAGAAAUUACUGAAAAUCCGAUCUUGAAUCCUGUUGUGUCUUCAUCAUCGUCAUCCUUUCAGACUGGUGGAAAUCUUGAGGAACUGCUAUAUGACAUAGAAAAUUUAUCAAAAGAUAUUAUGGAACUGCAAACACAUUGUGCUGAUAUGCCUUCAGAGCAAAAAGAACCAAACAAUAAUAACAAUACGAAUUUUACGAAACCAAAGCCUUUCCGGUCUGAAUUAUCUUUAGUCCUUUCAUAUCCACCUGAAAUACAGUCUGAUUAUAAAGAAACAGGAACGCCUAGUACUAUGCCAAUUUCAGAACUAGACAGUCCGAAUCUUUUUUACAUGCAGAAUCUCCCAUCCCCUUAUCCUACAUAUCCAUCAUCCCCAUUGACACCUCCUGUAAAUUUCAAAACCGGUGAAAUCAAUCCAAUAAAUUAUGUUCCUGAUCGAAUGCAAGACUUUUCACACCUAAAUUUUGCCCCUCUAAAUAGCUCAAUUCCACCAUUUCAAACAUCAUCAAACAGCUCAUUAUUUUGUACAGUCUCCGCGCCAUCAACACCAGCAUUUGACAGAAAAUGUAUAGAAAAGUUCUGUUCGACAGAAAUUACACCAAAUGGAAUCAAGGAUGAUAAGAAAAAGGCAAAACGUGUCUCGAUUGUAAAUGUAUCCGAUAGUAGUGAAAAACCUAGUCAAAAUACAGCAAAUGAGGAUGAAGACUCUAAAGAAUCUGAAAAGAAAACGGAACCAAAUUCAACAGGAAAUUCACAUCAUUCACACAUUCACAAAAAUCAUAGUCAUUCGCAUUUACAUACGAAACGACGAAUGAGUUUAGACAACAGUACUCCACAAUCGAAUAAGCACAAAAAUCACCGACAACUUAGUCAAGAUUCAAAAGUGAGCAGAAAGGAAAGUAAUCGAUCUACAAAUUCAUUUAAAAAGCGAUCUCGGUCUGAUAGUGCAUUCGGUCACGCGGAUAAUGAAGGUACGUCAAUGUCUGAAAGAUACAGCAACAGUAUAGCAUCGUCUAGAGAGUCAUCAACAAGUUUGAGUUUAAAGUCUGGAAAACGUCGAUUAUCGAUAACAUCGUACGGAGGAUCUAAGAAAAUUCCAUGGGUAAUGUAUUUUACAUUAAUUGCUGUUUAUUUUCAUAACGUUUUGCCUUUAUUUCUUUUCUUUUUUUUUGUGUUCAUAUUGACAGUGCGGUUGUUGGGGCAAUAGUUGUAUUUAAAAGCACAAACUGCAAUAAAAAUUUGUUACAUAUUAAAAAGAAUAGCUGAGAGUAUCGAGAUAUAUGGAUGCUUUUUACAAUUGAUUUAUUGGAAAGGAAUCCGUAUAUCUUGAUCGGAAUUGAACAAUUUCCUCAUUCACUAUUUCAGUUUAUUGCCUUUUUUCUCUUUCCAAUUAGAAAACUUUCUUAAAGCAGUGUCAAUAAGUAAAUUAAGAUGAGACAUUAAUUGAGAACCGAGUGGAGCUAAAUCUCGAAUAAUUCGAUCUUCAAAGGGCUUAACUUUUGACAUGUUAAAUCUCUGUAUUGUGUCAUGCAUCUUUACGACUUUCGCUUCCAAAUCAGCAUUUAUUGGCGGAAAGCAGAGCCAAAAUUCUUUUAGAAGCUCACUAGCAGAUAAAUAUAGAUUGCCCAUUUCUUUCUCCACAUCGAUCGGCACAAACUGCGAUAAAUUAUGGUCUUGAUAUCCACUCAUUAAUAAACCGCCGGGACUUAAUUCACCUAACACAUUUACUGCUGAAUUUGGAUUUAUAAGCUGCUUAUGCGUUAUUCGUUGACUCCAUGCAGAAAAGUUAUUCCUUAUUGUAUGGUCGACAACAUCUAGUGAAAACUCUUUACCCUUAUUAUAAUGUACGACAUUAUCUUGAGAUGAAGGCAUAGGUCCAUAUAAAUAACGUUCAAGCUUAUCCAAAUUUAUAUUGGCAGCACGAUUUGAAGUGGCUUUUAAAUUUAUAGUAUCAUCGCCAAGAUCAUCGUACGUAAUCUUUUCUGCAAUUCGUCGCUUCUUAGCUACUUGUUGCUCUUUCUCAUCUACGACUAUAAUUUCAUCAACUUCAGCAAUUUUAUGUUUUUUGCCUGAUUCUUUUUCAGAACUAUUCUUGUCUUUAUCCUUUUCCUUAUCUACCUCUUCUUGAUGAUUUUUAUCCUCAUUGCAUGUCUUUAAAAUCAUAAAUGAAUGUUGAUUAAAGCGCUUAAUUAUAGAUUGAUGAACUAUAUUUGUAUCCUGUUUUUGAUCUGACGUACUGGAACUACAAAAUCCGUCUUCAAUUGUAUUAUCACCAAACUUUGAAAUGUUUAACAAUGGAUCAUUCAUAUUUCUUCUUAUUUCCUUCCUUAAUGUACUAUCAUCAAUUUUACCACAUUCAGCAAAAAUAUCCUUCAUUCCAGUAAUAAUUCGAUCACGAUGAAAAUAAUGAGAUUGGAAAAAUUUCGUCCAGAACUCUGAUUCACUUAACUUAGUUGGUACACAUUCUGAAUGUUUCUUCUUUACAGCUGGAUAUGCUUUGAACACCGACUCUAUUACUUCUGUUGUUAAAUUAUAUUUGAAAACAUUACAUCCAUCAUUAACUGGUUUGAUUUCAGUCAGGAAAUUAGCUGAAACUCCAAUUUCUUGUUUGGACGAGCUAUUUUUGAGUUUAUCUAAAUCCUUUCCAUGAAUAGACCAGAACUCUUCUGACGUAAGUACUUUUGAUAUUACUAAAUCUUUAUAAAGUUGUAACAAUUUUGGAUUUUCAGUAAGAACUUUAUUCUUUUGUUCAAGCUCUGUAUCUAUUUUACGUUUAAAGUUUGGUAAUAUUGACUGUAUCAGUUCCUUAACUUUUUCUCUAUCUUGAAUUUGAUUCUGUAAUCCAUUUUUGUUCACAAAAUGAAACGUCGAAUUAUUCCCAUCAUGCAGGACUAAUUGGAGCUGAAUUUUAGGCUUAUGUUCUGGUGAUAUUUUUUUUACUUUUAAUAUCAUAAAAGCUAUGAGAUACAGCUAUCUCCUCUUUGAUUUCAAGCAUAAAAACAAUCCUUUCCUUCAUAAUAUAUAACGUCCCGUCACUUUUCUUGUAUUUUACUUGAGGAACUG
Chironomus riparius is the source of this 4751-nucleotide messenger RNA. The record is from the annotation of a GenBank genome assembly. Lineage: Eukaryota; Metazoa; Arthropoda; Insecta; Diptera; Chironomidae.